Molecule: messenger RNA, 1720 nt
Organism: Tyto alba (common barn owl)
Lineage: Eukaryota; Metazoa; Chordata; Aves; Strigiformes; Tytonidae
Product: NADH dehydrogenase [ubiquinone] iron-sulfur protein 2, mitochondrial-like
Exons: 15
Coding region: 11-1576 (521 amino acids)
Biological process (GO): mitochondrial electron transport, NADH to ubiquinone
Molecular function (GO): quinone binding; NAD binding; NADH dehydrogenase (ubiquinone) activity
Source: RefSeq, a predicted model, not a curated record
CUGGGGACACAUGUCCUUUGUUGCCAUCACACUGGGUCACCCUGCUCCUCCUUCACCCAAUGGCGGCGGAGCUGACCGCGCUCAAUAUGGCGGCGAGACGGGGGCUUCGCCUGCCCUCCCCAAGCAUGGCGCCAGUCCCCGCCCCCCACCGCAGCGGCGCCUGCGCAGUGCCAAGGGCAAGAUGGCGGCGCUGCGGGCGCUGGGGCGGCUGCGGGCACCUUCGGGGCUGCGGGCGGCGGCGGCGGCGGCGGCGGCAUGGCCGGGAGCGGUCCCGGCCCGGUCAGCCCGGCAGUGGCAGCCCGAUGUGGAGUGGGCCCAGCAUUUCGCCGGCGCCAUCAUGUACCCGAGCAAGGAGACGGAGAAGUGGGUGCCGCCACCCUGGAACGACAAGGACCCUCUGCCUCACAAGAAUGUCUCGACUUUGACCAUAAACUUUGGGCCCCAGCACCCAGCUGCCCACGGGGUCCUGCGGCUGGUCAUGGAGCUCAGCGGGGAGACGGUGAAGAAGUGUGACCCCCACAUUGGCCUCCUGCACCGAGGCACUGAGAAGCUCAUCGAGUACAAGACGUAUCUCCAGGCGCUGCCGUAUUUCGACCGCCUGGACUACGUCUCCAUGAUGUGCAACGAGCAGGCCUAUUCCCUGGCUGUGGAGAAGCUGCUCAACAUCCGCCCCCCCCUGCGGGCUCAGUGGAUCCGAGUCCUCUUCGCAGAGAUCACUCGGCUGCUCAACCACAUCAUGGCCGUGACCACGCACGCGCUGGACAUUGGGGCCAUGACCCCCUUCUUCUGGAUGUUUGAGGAGAGGGAGAAGAUGUUCGAGUUCUACGAGCGGGUCUCGGGGGCACGGAUGCACGCUGCCUACAUCCGCCCUGGCGGGGUGCACCAGGACCUGCCCCUGGGGCUGAUGGACGACAUUUAUGAGUUCGUGAAGAACUUCUCCAUACGGGUAGACGAGGUGGAGGAGAUGCUGACCAACAACCGCAUCUGGAAGAACCGCACCGUCGACAUCGGGGUGAUAACGGCGGAGGAGGCUCUCAACUAUGGGUUCAGCGGGGUGAUGCUUCGGGGCUCGGGGAUCCACUGGGAUCUGCGCAAGACCCAGCCCUACGACGUCUAUGACCAGGUGGAGUUCGACGUCCCCAUCGGCUCCCGGGGCGACUGCUACGACAGGUACCUGUGCCGCGUGGAGGAGAUGCGACAGUCCCUCCGUAUCAUCCUCCAGUGCCUCAACAAGAUGCCUGAGGGGGAGAUCAAAGUAGACGAUGCCAAAAUCUCCCCUCCCAAGCGUGCAGAGAUGAAGGCCUCCAUGGAGUCCCUGAUCCAUCACUUCAAGCUCUACACGGAGGGCUACCAGGUGCCCCCCGGAGCCACCUACACGGCCAUUGAGGCCCCCAAGGGCGAGUUCGGCAUCUACCUUGUCUCGGACGGCAGCAGCCGCCCCUACCGCUGCAAGAUCAAGGCGCCGGGAUUCGCUCACCUGGCCGGUCUGGAUCGGAUGUCACAGGGCCACAUGCUGGCAGACGUCGUGGCCAUCAUCGGCACGCAGGACAUCGUCUUUGGGGAAGUGGAUCGGUGAGGUGGCGGCCGCGCCGUGCCCAUCUCCUGCUGUGUGUGCUGCUCCAGGCCGGGGGUUCCCCCGGUGCCCCUGCACCCUCUUCCUCAGCUGAGUCAAAUAAAGACUAAACCGGGUCCUGCCUGUCCAGCCCUGCUUCGGCCGAAA